This is a messenger RNA of Batrachochytrium dendrobatidis JAM81, 2936 nucleotides long. RefSeq lists its product as uncharacterized. Gene Ontology annotation, molecular function: protein-lysine N-methyltransferase activity; protein-L-histidine N-tele-methyltransferase activity; protein binding. The coding region runs from base 1 to 2901 and encodes 966 amino acids. Gene Ontology annotation, biological process: peptidyl-lysine monomethylation; actin modification; peptidyl-lysine trimethylation. The transcript is spliced from 9 exons. NCBI's taxonomy places the organism in Eukaryota, Fungi, Chytridiomycota, Chytridiomycetes, Rhizophydiales. The record is from RefSeq and is a predicted model, not a curated record.
AUGAAAUUUAACGUGAAAUUCGCAGCACGAAAGUUGGCUCAACUUUGCUUAACCAGCAACUCAAUCAUCGCAGUGGAGGGAAUUCCGAGCGUUUCUUUUCUUGACGACGACUUUGAAUCGCUUGUUGGGUCCAGCUCGCCUACUGAUUUAUCGUCUGAAAUAGGAAACAUUAUGAAUCAAGUUCGUUGGUCUAAAACAGCCGACUCGGUGCUACAACCACUUUCUGCUCAGGAACUGCAGGACAUGGCUGCUCGUCUUCAUUCACCAGCCAUGGCUGGACAAUCUUCAUUCAAAUCAGACAAAACUUCACUCUUGAAUUCAAGUGAUUCCAAUCACAUCUCUACUAAUCCCAUGCUAAUUCACUCUGCAACCAACCACCAGAUUCCCAAAUCAGAUCCGACCAUUCAACAACAGCCAUCAGAGAUAAACCAAUGUGCUUCAGAUCCUUUGUAUAGACCUCAUCAACACGGCAUAAAUAGUGACUCUUUUCGGCUUGAAUCACUAGAAACUUCCGUUGCAUUGCUGCGAAAUCAGAUACAGGAACUCUUGGUGUCAUUGUCUAAACCGAACCAUGCAAACAACCAAUCUGAUGAACAGUCAUAUCAUCCAUCAAUCUACGGUUCACUGUCAAAUCCACUCAGAAAUAGGGUUGAAAAAGAAAAAUCAAAUGCGAAUACUGUCCGAGAGGUUUCUAUUAAACUUUCUCAAGUGUUUGAUGAUCUAGAUACACUAAAAAAGGAAAUGCGACCUUCUAGUCCAGUGCCAACUCAAACUCCAGUUACCAAUCUGCACCAAUAUACUUCCAACACUGUUGGAUCAUCUUUUGUUCAAACUUUACCAAAAGAUCCACCAUUGAAACUACAACCUAGCAAAAUUUCAUUCAGACAUAGUGUUUCUGGCUCACUGCCUUCAAAAGAACAUAUGCUACAUGACUCUAUUUCUCCUAAAUUACAGCAGACAGAUUCGCAACUUUCUUCGCUGCACCACUCCAUCACUGUCGAAAUACAAAUCUAUGUCCAACAACAAAUCAAAUUGGCAAUCUCGUCGUUUGAAAAUGUUCAGAUGGCAGCCAUGUUUAAAGCAGAAAUUUCAGAUUUGGAACAUCGCAUAAUGAAUGCCAUUGAUGCAAAGUUAUUACAAUCUGCCAAGCGGGUAAGAUGGGAACAGCAGCAUUCUCAUGAUAAUGCAACACAGAACGUAGAGCAACAUUCAUCAAACCUAUAUGAAGAGUCUUGCUUACCUCGAUCUAUUCCAUUCGUUGGCAAAGCAUCUCAUACCACAGUAGAUCGAGACAAUGGGCAGUACCAAACAGGUAUGCAAUAUAAACAAGAUGGAUUAAAAACGGAAAAUAAUGCUGGAAACACAGACAAAGAAACAACUCCCUCAUUAAACAAUAGACGAUCAGUAUCGCCAGUUACCCAAACCCGCAAUAUUGAUGGUGAUGUUGAGAUGCUCAUUAGCAAACUCAAAUCUAAACUGGAUCACAAGGCAAAACUAGCUCGUGGGGUUACUCAAUAUCAACUUACUCAAUCUGCACUAGUUGAUCCUCUUGGUUCUGCAUACAACGACAUGGAAUUGAGAGAGCGUGCUCGCACUACACCUCAAACACAUUCUUAUACUCAGAAAGCGAAUGAUCGAUUCACCGCUGAGAAAUUGGAUCAAUUGGCAUCAUUAGAGUCGUUCACCCAAUGGCUUCAUGCGAAUGGCAUCAACACUGAUGGCAUUUCUAUCAAAAAAGUGGACGACAGCAAGGAUGUUGGUUUGGGCAUAUUCUCAACUAGACAGAUUCAUAAAGGAGAGUGUCUGGUAAAAAUACCACUCAAGCUGAUUUUGUCCAACGAUACUUCAGCUAUGCCAGCAUUGAAUUCGAUCGUCAAAUCUAAUGUGCUUCUCAAGACCGAUCCAAGUGUUAUACUCGUCAUUCGAUUAUUACAGGAAUAUAUUAAUCCCAUGUCAUUGUGGCAACCCUAUUUUGAUUUAUUGCCACGAGUUUUUACUAUUCCUGUCCUUGGUUCGGCCCAAGAUCUAGCAGCAUAUACAGGAACAUCCAUUAUUGAUGAGGUGGUGCAUGAUAUGAUUGCACUGAUGCGCCAGUAUUUGUAUCUGCAGCAUAUUUUUAAAUCAAUCCCUGAGCCGCCUAUUCCACUCGCUGAUUUCACAUUUGCUGCAUUUUCAUGGGCACGUGCUAUUGUAUCUACUCGCCAGAAUGAAAUAUGUUAUGCCAAUCCCAGUACAAGUGAAAUGCAGCAGUUCCUAUGUUUGAUUCCACUGUUUGACAUGUUCAAUCACAAACCUGGAAAUUCAACAACACAGUUUGACACAAAGGAGUAUUGUAGCGAGACAAUAGCAUCAUGCGAUGUUUCUCCUGGCGAACAGAUUUUUAUUCACUAUGGAAAGCGAUCCAAUCAAGAAAUGCUUCUUUAUAGUGGUUUUGUUGAUCCAACCAAUAUUGAGUAUGACCAUAUUAAACUUUCUGUUAGUAUACCGCAAAGCGAUCCCAUUCGAAAUCAGCGCGUACAACUGUUGAAACUAUUUAAUCUAUCAAGCGAGAGUCGACUAAACCUAUGUGGACCACCGGUGUUGGAGACAUCUUCUCAGCUUAUUUUGUUUUUGAAAGUACUUACAAUGGAUGCAGUUACUAUAAAUGCUAUUCUUGCCACCUCAGACCCAGUAGAAAAAAUGCAGUCUGAUCACACAAUCUACUCCCUGUCUGUGACCAAAGCCCUAGAGUGGGUACGGCUACGAUGUAUGAUUUUAAAACGAGCUUUGCAAAAAACAAUCGAGACUGACAAGACUACACUCCAGUCUGGAAAUGCAGACAAUCCUGUCAAGCUCCGUGUAGCCGAGUACGAAUUUCUUUCGGCAAUUGAAAUUGAUAUUAGUUCUCAGCUUGUCAAAUAAACCAAUAUCCCAGUAUGGGCUUUAUGGCCAGAUGA